AAGCACUAGCUUUAUUUAUUGAUUUUUUGUUUUAAAAGUGGAUUCUUGACCGCAAACAUCCCUGGUUGGCAACAAUAUCUUAUUUCUGAAUUAUUUUCAAGAAAAAAAAGGCCCGGAUAAAAAGAAAAAAGCUUUAGAAGUUGACCAAGAUGGCAGCUUCUAAAUACAGGCGUUCACUGAAAAAACAGUUGAACUGUGAGCUUCACGCAACCAUGCGAGUCUUGAGGAAGGAGAACGUCGUCCUGAAGAAGACUCUGGCUGAGCUGUCACUUCAUCAUGCAGAGUUCAACAGACUUGUGGAGCAGAGACUUCUGUCUCUUGAGGCCAUGACGCUUGAGAAUCAUCGGCAGGUCGUUACAAGAGAAGAGAAUUUGACGGCUGAUGUGAACACGAUGAGAGACGGCAUCACAUUGAGUUGCAGCAAAGAGAAUGAAGAGAUCAAGAAGAACCUUGAGACCAUCUUAGAUAGGGGUCAAGAUCUUGAGCACAAAGCUUCAAGGAAGCAGGACCAUGCAGCAGAUGAAGAGGCUUCCACGACCUAUAAAGCUGGGUCAGACCUUGAAAAACAACUUAAAGAUGCAUUGGAAAAGAACAAGCAAUGGCUGGAUUAUGACCAGCAGAGAGAGGCCUAUGUGAAGGCGAUUCUGGCCAAAAUGUUAUGGCUGGAGAAGCAUCUGAAUGAAGCCAAUCAGGCCCGCUUGCAGCAGCACAAUGAGGAGCAUUCAAAUGCAGGAAAAUUAACCCAAAUGCAAGAACAUUUUGAGAGAGUUCUGCAAAGAGUCACUGAAGACCUUAAAACGUGUCAGGAUCAGGUUGAAAUGACCCAUCAGAACCUGCUUAUCGCUCAAAGCUGGUGCAGCGAGAAGGAGCGGGAGCUGCAGGAGAUCAUGCAUCAGCUGCACGUCGAAAGAGCCAGUCCAAACAGCUGUCACGAGGAAAAACAACCGCCGACAGAAGAAACUGAAGAUCUGCAAGUGCUGCUGAGAACCGAGCGACGAAAGUCAGCAAACUUUGAGUUGCAGGCAAAUCUGUUUCAGAGGUUCAUGCUAAAUCGCCACCAUGAAGACCAGAAGAUGAUUGCAGACCUGAUGAGACAGAUUAAGAUUGCUUCACAAGAUCUUGAGGAUGAGAAACACGACUGCUCAUAUUUGAGAAAACAGAUGGUCAGACUUCUGAAGAUUUUGCCAAAAGCUAGACGCCAUGGGACUGAGGAGAUAAAGGAUCCCAGCUUGUGUGAAGACGUGCAGCCACCUUCCCACUCGUCCACAGACAGCCUGCCAUCGUCUGCCCACAGCGAUGCGCUAAAUGAAAGCUUCCUGGAGUGUCCCAGCUGCCAGGCUAAGUACGCAGCCAGUCAGCACCAAGAACUCCUGAACCAUUUGGAAAUGUGUCUGGAGUGAGGCGAACCUGGAGCCCGUUCCUGGUCUCGGGGUUGUUGAUGUUCAACAGGUUAAUAAAAUGUAGAGUUGAG
Molecule: messenger RNA, 1471 nt
Organism: Oryzias melastigma (Indian medaka)
Lineage: Eukaryota; Metazoa; Chordata; Actinopteri; Beloniformes; Adrianichthyidae
Product: centrosomal protein of 55 kDa
Exons: 10
Coding region: 150-1400 (416 amino acids)
Biological process (GO): regulation of phosphatidylinositol 3-kinase/protein kinase B signal transduction; mitotic cytokinesis
Source: RefSeq, a predicted model, not a curated record